AUGCGAAGCAAGCAUUGCGAAGCUGUCGGGAGACAUCUGUAUGAUCAGGCGUGAGGCCCAGAAGACCAAUAAAGAGAUCUAUGGCCUUCAGUCAGCCCUCAAAAAUUGUGUUGGCGAUUUUGAGAAGAAGGUAAUGCAGCUCUUAGGCAAGAUGGAGACUUCCAACUCUGAUCAAAGCUCGAAUUUAAAGACAGUCCAGGGAGAUCAACAUCGGGAAUUGCAACUCCUGGAUUUCAAGUUUACAAGUAUUCUAAGUGACUUCAAGGAUCAGAUACAGACUCAUCGGAAGUGGACACAGGUGCGGUUGACACAGACUGAAGAAGAUGAAGCCCAGCACAGGCAUCAGCUGCUUGACUCGGUGAAGGAGAGACUGGAAAGGGCAGAAAAAAGAGUUGAAGAAAAGCUCCUAUUUCUGUCACUGAAGCUAGAACAAAUGGAUAAACCACAGAAAUACGAAAAGCAGUUGAACCAGGUGAAACGAGAUGAAAAAAACCUGCAUGCAAGAAUCACCAGAUUUGAAAAACAGAUCUGGAAGGAACUUGAGGAAAUCCAGAAUGAAUACAGAUCAGGAUUUCAAUCCACUCACGAGUCUCUGGAGCUGCUCAAACAAAUACAGAACACCAAGCUGAAACUUGAAAAAAAGAAAAUUCAGAAAGACAUGAAAAAGACACAAUGA
Molecule: messenger RNA, 676 nt
Organism: Tauraco erythrolophus (red-crested turaco)
Lineage: Eukaryota; Metazoa; Chordata; Aves; Musophagiformes; Musophagidae
Source: RefSeq, a predicted model, not a curated record